AUGAAAUAUAAAUUUACAAAAGAAAAUUGUCCAUUCUCUAUGGUUGAAAUCUUUCUAGAGAAAGGAGAAACAAUAGAUAUUGAACCACAAUCGAUGGUUUAUCAUUCUGGAGGCAUCACAUUGCAAGCAGUGAUGAAUGGUGGCGACCAAAAUGCUGGCUUCUUUAGACGAUUCUUUAAUGCAAUUGGAAGAAGUUUUUCGAGUGGUGAGAGUUUCUGGGUGACUAGAGUCACAUCGUCGAUGGGUGGAGGAUCCAUUGUCAUUGCACCACCCACCUUUGGACGUGUAUUUGAACUUCCCAUACAAGUAGAUCACGACCAAGAUGGAGAACCUGUAGAAUCAACAUCAUGGUUUAUCAAUGAUGGUGCCUACCUUGCAAGUGACACUCACGUCAAUUACAAAAUGAUCAAACAAUCAAUCUCCAAUUCAUUGUUUGGUGUUGGAGGUUGGUGGGUAAUGAAAACUAUUGCUCAAAGAAAUGGUACAAUCUUGGCUCAUUCAUUUGGUGAUAUCGCUGCUGUUGAUCUUGGUAGAGAUGAUGAUGAUGAUGAUGAAGAAAAUGAUAGAUAUAAUAAUAAUAAUAAUGAUGAUCAAGAAGAUUCAGAUGAUCAAGAAGAAUUAUACAACAAUACACCUGAUAAAAAAAGAACAAGUAAAAAAUAUUCCGUACAAUUAUUAAAUUCAUCAACAUUGACAAAUAGAAACAAUCAACAACAAACUCUAGGAAAUGAAGAAACAAAAGAAGAAAAAGAAGAACCAAAAAAGAAGAAUUCUUAUUUAAAAGAAUUAAUAGUUGAUAAAAAACAUGUAGUAGCAUGGGAAUCAAGUUUAGAAUAUACAAUUAAAAGUGGAGGUGGAUUACUUGGUGUAAGAGUAGGAGAAGGAAUUGUAACUCAUUUUACUGGCAAGGGUCGUAUCUAUAUUAGUACCAGAAAUCCAUCACAAUUUUCAAAUUCCAUACCUCAUCCAUCUUGUCAAAAAUCUCAUUCCUAA
Cavenderia fasciculata is the source of this 993-nucleotide messenger RNA. RefSeq lists its product as uncharacterized. Lineage: Eukaryota; Evosea; Eumycetozoa; Acytosteliales; Cavenderiaceae. The record is from RefSeq and is a predicted model, not a curated record. The transcript has 2 exons. Bases 1 to 993 code for a protein of 330 amino acids.